AUGAAUGCCCACAAGUACCUCCAGGAGCUAUGGAGAAGGAAGGAGUCCACUGUGAAGUGCUUUCCUCUGCAGGUCCACUUUUGGCAGUGCCACCAGCUCCUCAUGCUGCACUGGGUGCUCCACUCGGCCCAGGCCAACAAGGCAUGCAGACUGGGCUGCAAGGCUAAGCAACAUUAUGUCAUCGAUCGUAUUCACCUGCGUCAUGGUGGCCAAAAAUGCCCGGGGCCCAAGAGUGCCACCUAUGGCAAACCUGUCCACCAUGCUCUUAUCCAGCUAAAGUUUUCUCGGAGUCUUCAGUGUGUUGCUGAAGAGCGAGCUGAAUGCCAUUCUGGGGCCCUAAGAGUCCUGAAUUCUUACUGGGUUGGUGAAGAUUCCAUGCACAAAUUUUUCGAAGUUAACUUCAUUGAUCCAUGCCAUAAAGCUAUCAGAAGAAACCCUGACACCCAGUGGAUCACUAAGCCACUCCACAAGCACAAAGCGAUAUAG
This is a messenger RNA of Echinops telfairi (small Madagascar hedgehog), 486 nucleotides long. Its product is annotated as 60S ribosomal protein L15-like. Lineage: Eukaryota; Metazoa; Chordata; Mammalia; Afrosoricida; Tenrecidae. Gene Ontology annotation, cellular component: cytosolic large ribosomal subunit; ribosome. The record is from RefSeq and is a predicted model, not a curated record. Bases 1 to 486 code for a protein of 161 amino acids. The transcript has a single exon. Gene Ontology annotation, molecular function: RNA binding; structural constituent of ribosome. Gene Ontology annotation, biological process: cytoplasmic translation.